UUCGUUCCGCUCGCUUGACCUAUCAGCAACGCGGAUGGACGAAUUGCUACAAUCAAAUAAUCCACCUCUUCAUUUCGAGUGCAUUCACCUGGAGAGUCUUAUCGGUGAUAGCCAUGUAUUUUUGUCUGGGCUAAAGGAUCAGAUAACCCAAACAUGUGCUGUGCUUGAGGGAUUAUUAGAUGAGGAGAGGAGCGUCGAGCGUUUGGUUCAAUCCUGCAAGACAAUUCUAUCCCCUAUUCGUAACAUCCCCGAGGACAGAGUACACCGAAUUCUUGUGACAUGUUUGGACAUUGAUAAGCCAGAGAGAAAGGACUCUUUGGAUGGGAAAUCUCCACCUUUGGUCCUUUCGCAGGUCUGCAGGGACUGGAGGAGUGUCACGUUGUCUACAUCUCAGUUAUGGUCGUCCAUUUCCCUGGAUUUCGACCGAUAUCGGAAUGAAGUGGCGUGUCUAUAUCGCCUUCAAAUGUACAUUCUGCGAUCUGGGAUGCACGAUAUCACCCUUUCCAUACGCAGCACAAAAGGGCUCUCAACGAAGAACCCUGUUACCCCUAUCCUUUUUUCAAGCGCAGCACGAUGGGUUGACCUCCAUAUCGCCAUUCCAUACUUAUCAUUGCACGCUUUGUCUGCCGUCAGAGGAUCUCUACAUCGCCUCACUCGUCUCCGUGUGGAGUUCACGACUGAACCACGGAUGCCGCUCUUCCCACCUUCCAAACCCAUAUUCAGAGCCUUCGAGUAUGCGCCACUGCUCCGAAGCGUCUCCAUCAAUAGUGUAUGCAGUGCGGUCGAACAGGUGAGUCUUCCGUGGCCGCAGCUCACACAGUACACUGGGAACGACUGGACGAGCACGUAUAUCGAUAUUUUAAAGCUCGCGCCGGAUAUGGCGAGCAUGUCUUUGCAGUGUGACGAUGACUGUGGUUUUGAUAUUGUCCUCCCUUCUAUACCGUUUCGCCAUCACGGGCUUCGUCGGCUUCACGUUUAUGAGGAGGCAAAGAAACCUAGGUCCGAGAUCCGUUCAGAGGGGGGUAUCACUCAUGUUCUUUCGCAUGUGGAAUUACCUGCUCUAGAGUCCCUGAGUAUGGCGUACCGGCACCCAAACAUAUGGAUUCCUAGUUCUCUGCACUUGGGUAACCUGAGCAGCCUUUCGAUCGAUGCAUCUUUCAUCAUUCCCACUGGGGCGCAGGCUGAUUUACUCAGUCUCCUCAGAACGACACCAUCGCUGUCGCAUUUAUCCAUGUCCAUGUCCAUGGCCCCAGAAGAGGAUGUGAUUCUCGUCGGGCUUAACAUUAGCAUCAAUCCUGACGUCGUUCCCGGUCUCAAGUCGUUGGCUUUCCGGUUCAUAAACAUAUCCCCCGGUCUGUCGAGUGUUUUCGUUGAUAUGGUUGAGUCUAGGAGGCCUGGGUUGGAGAGUCUUCGUUUAUCGGUGCCGCUUGUCAUGCUGCCACCCCCCAGUGCGCUGGUUGACCGUUGGGCAGGGCUUUGCGAUGGAAACUUUGUUACAUAUGGCGUAGAGUGA
This is a messenger RNA of Desarmillaria tabescens, 1513 nucleotides long. RefSeq lists its product as uncharacterized. NCBI's taxonomy places the organism in Eukaryota, Fungi, Basidiomycota, Agaricomycetes, Agaricales, Physalacriaceae. Bases 35 to 1513 code for a protein of 492 amino acids. The record is from RefSeq and is a predicted model, not a curated record. The transcript has a single exon.